AUGAACACGCUUUCAUUCACUACCACCUUCCUUCUUUUUUUAUGGACCUUGAUGGUUCAUGCUCAACAAGCACCUGGUAACACUGGUUGUACAGAAUACACAGGUUCAAUUUGCUCGAAAUAUGUGGAUUAUUCGGUCUAUACCGCUGGCAUGGAUAUCAACAUGAUUGAACAACAACUCAGCAACCUCCAAACACUUAAUGCAACUCUCGGCGAAAUCGAUCCCACUUGCGUUGACAACUACUUUCGCUACGCAUGCUCGUUUUAUUACCCCAAAUGUGGAGAGUCUACAGCUGAACAGCAAGAAGUGUGGAUGGGAUGCACAACGUCUUGUCUUGAAGUCAACGAAACAUGUAGCAACAUUUUCACCUUGACAGGACAAAUGUCACUUAUUCCCGAUUGCAAUGCAAAAUCGCCUAUCACUGAUUCGACUCUUCAACCUGAUCAAAGUUGUAAUUAUCUCAACUCUACAGUCACCAAGGACCAAGCGGGUCUUCACCUUGCUGCUGUGCCACCUGGCUUUGUGCUCGCCGAAUGUCCCUCCCCUUUCAUCCGCGACCCAAAGGCUAAAAACGGCACCACCGAUACGGAAAAUGCGGCCUUUUGCCGAUUUGGAUGCUGCAUGCCAUGUCCAGCUCAAGAUCUGUUCUUUAAUGAAGGUUGGACCAAGCAUGGUUUCCUCGCAACCAAUGUUGUUCGUUUUGUAUCAGCAGUCGCGUCAUUCGUUAUUUUGGUCAGCUAUUUAGUACUUCCCGACAAAAGGAGACAUCCUUCGCUGCUGAUUUUGAACUUUGCAUUGGCCAUCUUUUUGUUCAGCAUGGUGGUCUUUUUUUCGAUUGGUGAUACGAAACGAUUGCAAUGUUCAGGAGAUAUCAAUCCUGCCGAUAUGGACAAUAAUGCCUUGUGCGGUGCACAGGGUGCUAUUUUGAUCUUUUCCUCCUUGGCAACGGUAUUAUGGUGUGCUGCAUUGAUCAUCAACCUCCAUAUGCACACCGUAUGGAACUCGAGCUUUUUUGCAAACAAGUACAUUUUCUUGCACGUGUUUUGUUGGGGUGUGCCUGCCGCAUUUAUGGCAGCCGCUUUGGGUUUGCAUGCUGUCAAGUUCGAAUUUGCCAACCUGUGCCUGGUCUCCAUCGAUUACAUCUUUGAUCUCUUCUUUUAUCCAAUGGCAGCCAUCAUUGCACCAGCCUUUUUGCUUCAUAUUUUGACGUUCUUUUACAUUGCCAGGGUGGCUAUGAAGGAGAGCGCACAAUCCGAGGCAUCACAAUCGCACUCUGCCAAUUCUUUUGCCAGCAGAAACCAGCUCGCUGCAAGGAAGCACAAACACGUCAUACAAGCUGUCAAGAUCCAAUGGCGUGCAUUGCUAUUGGCUAUUGUAGCUUUGGUCACUGUACUCUUUUACUGGAUCUUUUACUUUACCCAAGUCAACAGGCUAUCUACCUUGGAAACGGAUAAUGAAACGAUCCUAACAUGGCUCGAAUGUAUGCUUGAUCCUGACAACACCCAAGACAAUUGUACGCACGUCGUGAGCAACCAUCUCCCACCCUUUGGAUUGAUGAUUACUGCCGAGACUCUCGUUGGCCUUGUUGGUUUAUGGUUGUUUUUGAUCUUUGGCAAACGAUCCAUUUGGCGAGAAUGGAAUGAUUGGAUUUAUGACAUGCGUGUCCGUGGUCGCAUGGAUAAGAAUGGCGAGCAAUUUUUUGCAUUGUGA
Molecule: messenger RNA, 1710 nt
Organism: Lichtheimia ornata
Lineage: Eukaryota; Fungi; Mucoromycota; Mucoromycetes; Mucorales; Lichtheimiaceae
Exons: 9
Coding region: 1-1710 (569 amino acids)
Biological process (GO): cell surface receptor signaling pathway
Cellular component (GO): membrane
Molecular function (GO): transmembrane signaling receptor activity; protein binding
Source: RefSeq, a predicted model, not a curated record